Molecule: messenger RNA, 324 nt
Organism: Ostreobium quekettii
Lineage: Eukaryota; Viridiplantae; Chlorophyta; Ulvophyceae; Bryopsidales; Ostreobiaceae
Source: the annotation of a GenBank genome assembly
AUGUCUUUCGACAUUUCACACCUAUGGAAGGCAGUGGCGAUGCAAUGCACAGGGGGUGUCUUGCUGCCUUCCAGGAAUGGAAUGGAAUAUGAAGACUUCGUCCACCAAUGCAUUGUGUUUCAACUGAACUGCGUGCUGUGCCAACGGCUCAUUUUUGCCGUGCCUGUACAUGCAUGUUUCAGGACCAUGGGCAAGGGGCACAUGGCUGACUGUCUAGCCCAGCACAUGGUGUGCAGUUCACUGAGAGGCCAUCGUGGCAUGGUUGUUGUUUGGGCCUUCGAUGGAGUACUAACGCGUCCCCAACCAAAUGCAUUCUGCGCAUAA